Messenger RNA from Miscanthus lutarioriparius, 2169 nucleotides. The record is from the annotation of a GenBank genome assembly. Lineage: Eukaryota; Viridiplantae; Streptophyta; Magnoliopsida; Poales; Poaceae.
AUGUUAUGUACCUGCAGCGGGGACCAGUCCAAGUUUGAAGAUCUUCCUCGAUCUCCAGAAUCUCUUGCAACACGUGACUUUUCAGCUAAUUGCUCAUCUUCAAAGAUUGCAAGUCGAGAAACAACUCCUGAUGAUAGCCAAGUAAAUGAAGUAGAAUCAGACCUAAAAGAAACCCUUUCCCUAAAUUAUGAGGAGGCCCGAGCAUUGUUAGGUAGACUGGAACAUCAGAGAGGGAACUUUGAUGCAGCAUUGCAAGUUCUUCAGGGGAUUGAUAUUAGAAGCCUGAGACCGCGAAUGACCAGUGCUAUUGCUGAAAGUAUCAAGCCUAGAACGCCCCCACGUUCUUCAAGAAGGAAAUCUUCACAAGUGAAUGGAAUGGUCAUGCAGAUGUCAAUGCAUUCUGUAAGCUUGCUUCUAGAGGCCAUACUGCUUAAAGCAAAAUCUCUGGACACUCUUGGUAGAGUAGCAGAUGCUGCAGAAGAAUGCAGAACCAUCAUAGACAUUAUAGAGUAUGCAUGGCCAUAUGGUGUUCCGGAUGGUACUGCUGAAGAGUGUAAGCUAAUAGACAUAUUCCAUUUGGCUCUAGAAUAUCUUCCUAAAUUGUGGAUGAGGAGUGGUUGUUUUGACGAAGCCAUCAUCGCAUAUCGCAGAGCUCUUGCAAAGCCAUGGAAUCUAGAUUCUCAAAGGUCCGCCAAAUUGCAAAAAGAUUUGGCAGUGACUCUGCUGUAUUGUGGUGUUGAAGUGAAGUUCCCUCAAGAAUUUGCUCAGGAAAGGAAUCUGGUAACCCCUGGGAACAACUUAGAGGAAGCAAUUUUGUUGUUACUCAUGCUAAUAAGAAAGCUAUCUCUCCGAGAAAUACAAUGGGAUCCUGACCUUGUGAAUCAUUUGAUGUAUGCACUCUCAUUAUCUGGGCACUAUGAAGUUUUGGCCAGCCAUCUUGAAAUGCUGUUGCCUGGAACCUAUACCAGAUCAGAGAGAUGGUAUAUCCUUGCACUUUGCUACAGCGCAGCUGGCAUGGAUGAUAGUGCGUUAAACAUCAUAAGGAAUGGGUUUUCUGUGCUGGAGAGAAAGGGAAAGCCUCAUGUUCCAUCUCUUCUUUUAGGAGCAAAACUAUGCUGUAAGAACCCAAAGCAUGCUUCUGAAGGGAUAAAGUUUGCAAAUAAAGCCGUCACGUCUUUCAGAAGUCGUGAUCUGCAUUUCAUCAGCACUGCAAAACACUUUCUUGGUGUUUGUUAUGGACCUUUUUCUAGGUCCUCCGCCUCACACUUGGAGAAAUCGAGAUUGGAAGAUAAUGCACUGAGGCUGCUGCAGGAUGCUGCCACAACAGCAAAGUAUAAUCCUGAAAUAAUGUAUAGCCUCGCUUGGGAAAAUGCUAUGCAGCGCAAACUCAAUGCAGCUAUUGAAAGUGCAACAGAAUGUCUUGAGAUGGUGAUGGGAGGUUCUGUUAGUGCCUGGAAGUUACUAAUUCUUGUACUAUCUGCACAACAGAAUUUGCAAGAAGCCGAAGCAGUAGCAGAUUUUGCAAUGGAUGAAGCUGAGAAAAAUGAUCAGUUGGAUAUUUUGAGGCUGAAAGCACAAAUUCAGGCUUCCCGUGGACAGUUCAAGUCUGCAGUGGAAUCUUUUCGGGUUUUGCUUGCCACUAUCCAAGUAAAGAAGGAAGUCUGGAAAUCGACCACUUGUAAUGAGGUUAAAUGCCUACAGAAGUUGGAGAUGGACUCAUGGUUAGAUUUGGCAUCAAUCUACUCAAAGCUUGAGGCAUGGCAUGACUCAAACAUCUGCCUUGACAAAGCUAUAUCCAUUGAUUUCUUUUAUCCCAAGUGUUGGCAUGUCAGAGGUCUUCUAUUGGAGGCUCAAUUCUUGCACAAGGAAGCCCUGAUGGCGUUCUCUUUCGCCCUCUCAAUUGACCCAGAUUACGUCCCGAGCAUGGUUUGCAUGGCAGGAAUUCUCCGAAAUAUUGGAGGGAAUUCGCUAUCAAUUGCAAGAACUUACUUGCGCAAUGCCCUCCGUUUAGAGCCUACAAACCACCGAGCCUGGUUGAGUCUUGGGCUUGUCCUGAAAGCUGAAGGAUCGCUGCAGGAGGCUGCGGACUGCUUCCAGGCAGCAUAUGAGCUCAGAGAAUUGUCACCAAUUCAGGACUUCUCUGAGCAACUCCCGAUCAUGCUGCAUUAG